Messenger RNA from Wasmannia auropunctata (little fire ant), 1152 nucleotides. RefSeq lists its product as uncharacterized. Gene Ontology annotation, molecular function: nucleic acid binding. The coding region runs from base 1 to 1152 and encodes 383 amino acids. The transcript is spliced from 3 exons. The record is from RefSeq and is a predicted model, not a curated record. NCBI's taxonomy places the organism in Eukaryota, Metazoa, Arthropoda, Insecta, Hymenoptera, Formicidae.
AUGGUCUCAUAUGAUAUGGGAUGGAGUACCAGAGGUACAGGACGACAAUAUGAUAGUAAUGGUUUUGGAGCCAUUAUAGGCUGUUUGAGUGGACUGGUUUUAGACUACUCGACAUGCAACCGCAAAUGUAAAAAAUGUAGUAUGGAUGGGCCAACACCGGAUCAUGAUUGUCGAAAAAAUUUUUACGAAUCAGCAAAGGCAAUGGAGGCUCAUGUUGCCAAGAAAAUUGUAACUGAAAGUGAGAUUCUUCGAAAUGAAAAUAUUGAAAUUGGAGUAUUGGUAGGAGACGACGAUAGCUCUACCAUUGCAGCAUGUAGGGCUGCAGCUAGUCAUCCAAUCAUCAAACAGUCUGAUGUUAAUCAUACGUCAGGAAGAGAUCAACGAUUAUUUGAAGAUCUUAAAAACAUCUUCGAGAAAUUAGCCUCAAAUGCACAAAAAUUCUCGACCGGUGCAUCUAGCAACGCAAACGAAAGUUUAAAUGCAACCAUGGCCAGCAAAGCUCCUAAGUCUAAAUGCUACAGCAUGACUGCUUCUGCUGACUUUCGUUUUGCUUGUGCUAUAGGCCAAAAAAAUUUGAGAGAAAAAUAUACACAAGACAUUGCUAAACGAAUUAAUUUAUAUCCAGGAAAAUACCACACUCAGUAUGUAUUGAAAAAACAGAGAAUUUUGUUGAAGAGACGAGAAUUGAUAAAAACCCCUGAAUACAAAAAAAGACGUAUGCAAUUGAAAAAACUUUGCUCUGUUGUACGACAUAGAAAAGAAAAUGUGGAAGGUGUAACUUAUGAGACUAAUUGUGCUCUUUUGACAGAACCUGCUGUUCCGGUGGAUGAAGAAAAUAAUUCCGAUUCUGAAGAAGAAGAUCUUUGUGAAAUUCCUAUCAUCCUUCUAGAUCUAGAAACUUCUGGGUUUCAAGCUGAUUGCGAUAUUUUGCAAAUUGCCGCGAAAUGUAACAAAACUACUUUUUCAACUUACAGUAAUCCAGUUCAACAAAUUUCACCAAAGGCUGCUGAAGCUCAUGGUCUAGUAAAUUGCUAUGGCGAUCUUAUGCAUAAUGGAGUAAAAGUAUCAUCAGUUCCCAUUAGAAUAGCAUUAGGAGAUUUCCAUUCUUGGUUACAAUUAUACUUUGUCGGUUAUAAGAAAAAUAACAAGUAG